AUGAAUUAAAGCUGCGAUAUUAAUACUAAAUGCCCAAAUCCGUAGCAUUCUAAGGAUGUCAAAUUAGUAUGUUUUGAUGAAUCUUGUUAAGGAUAAAGAUUAUAUUGUCAUGAAUGUAUAAAACUUGGAAUUCAUGCUUCUCAUCCACAAUAUUAAGAAGAAUUAUCAUUUAUUUUUCAUCAUAUUGAAAGAGUUAAAAAAGAAUGUGAUAAUUUAAUUAAUAAUAUGAACAAAUAAAUGGAUGCGAUUUAGCAGGAUUUCUAGUUAUUAAUUGAAGGUAUUAGAUCAAAAUAUCAAAUAUCAAAAUAAUUAUUACUCGGUUUAGAUUCUGAAUAAAUUAAUUCAUUGUUAUCAUAAACCAUUUAUUUCAAAUAAUUUGAAUAAACAUUCUAAAAUAAGCUUUAAAAAUUCACAAAUGAAUUCUUAAAUUAAAUAUCUAAGUUAAUGUGUGAUUUACAUUUAAAUGAAUCUAUUGAUUAUCAAGUAUCUAAAAUACAUCUUAAUAAAUCAGAAGAAUUAUAUUAACAAGGUAUUAAAUCAAGUAAUUAGGAUAUAAACUAUAUUUGGAAGAUAAAAAAUUUGAUGAGGCAUUUAAAAUAUUUGAUUAAGCAUUAAUUUUAAAUCCUAAACAUUAAUUAUCAUUAUGGUGCAAAGGUACAUUAUAUAUGAAUGUAUUAGCGGAUAGUUUAAGGUUCCUUGGUUAAUUUAAUGAAGCAAUCAUUUAAAUAGAUAAAGCAUUGUAAGUAGAUCCAAAACAUUGUCCUUGAUUAUUUACUAAAGGUAUGAUGAUAUUUAAAUGUAUUAGCUGAUUGCUUAAAAUCGCUUGGUAAGUAUAAUGAAGCAAUCAUAUAAACAGAUAAAGCAUUACAAGUAGAUUCAAAGCAUUUUCCUUCAUUAUAUACUAAAGGUACCUAUUAUUUUUUCAGAAGAAGCUGACUCAUUAAAAUUAUUGGAAAAAUUUACAGAAGCUUUGGAAGUGAUUGAGCAAUGCCUAAAACUAAAUCCUAAUCAUUUUGAUUCAUUAGGAGGAAAAGGUCAAUUCUAUUUUUAUAUUGAUAGGGUAUUGUUUACAAAAUCAGAAUCAAUAUGAAAAGGCCAUACUAUGUUAUAACAAAGCGUUAGAGAUUAAUUCUAAUGAUUAAUGGACUAAAAAUAGAAAAAGUAUUGUUAUUCCUAAUAAUCAGAAGAAUGUUAACAAUACCUCGAUCAAAAAAAAUGAAUAACAUAAGAUACACACAAUAAUUACUAAUAUCAUUAUUCAAAUGCUUCUUUUCUUUUAAUUAAUAUUGAUCAGUUGCAAUCUAAUAAUUUGGUGUAAUAAAAAAUUAUUUUUCAAAUGCAUUUUAUAAAUCAUAAAUAUUUGGCUAUUAUUUUUCUGUUUAAGUAAGCAACUGCCAGUGAUAUAUUAAACUGUGCAGAUUGUUAAUAGCUGUAAUAUGAUCUUAGUUUUCUCUAAAUAUUUUUUGUUUAAAUUAUGUCGGUAUAUCAAUUCAAUUGAAAACUGGAUAAAGUCUAUUUUAAAUACUAAUAGUGAAUCUCUUAAAUGA
Messenger RNA from Paramecium octaurelia, 1547 nucleotides. The record is from the annotation of a GenBank genome assembly. Lineage: Eukaryota; Ciliophora; Oligohymenophorea; Peniculida; Parameciidae.